Molecule: messenger RNA, 1629 nt
Organism: Aspergillus glaucus CBS 516.65
Lineage: Eukaryota; Fungi; Ascomycota; Eurotiomycetes; Eurotiales; Aspergillaceae
Gene: erg12
Product: mevalonate kinase
Exons: 2
Coding region: 1-1629 (542 amino acids)
Biological process (GO): ergosterol biosynthetic process; isoprenoid biosynthetic process
Cellular component (GO): cytoplasm
Molecular function (GO): mevalonate kinase activity; ATP binding
Source: RefSeq, a predicted model, not a curated record
AUGCCCAGUCGCGGCCGCAAGAAGAACACCAGCUUCAGAGCCAAACAUCACCGAACCAUGUCGAGUCAGAAUAGCAUCAAGUCAGCUGUGGUCAGAAAUUGCGUGCGCGAGUACGACAGCCCCGACAGCCUCGACAGUUCCGACGGCGAUGUCUCCUCGACCACCCCCUGUACGUCCGCAUCGAGUACCACCACCACUACUGCCACCACCUCAGCUCCUACACCCACCAAAAGGACAAAUAGAAAGAAUAUGGCUGCUCGCAAAGCAUCGUCGCCAAUGGCGCCCGCCUUUAUGGUGUCAGCCCCCGGAAAGGUCAUCGUCUACGGCGAACAUGCAGUCGUUCACGGCAAGGCAGCCAUGGCAGCGGCUAUUUCGCUGCGGUCUUACCUGCACGUCACGACGCUUUCGAAAUCGCAUCACGCAGUCACAUUGAAUUUUAGGGAUAUCGGGCUGGAUCAUACGUGGGACAUCGACUCGCUACCCUGGGACCUCUUCCACCACCCGUCCAAGAAGAAGUUCUAUUACGACCUGGUCACCACGCUGGACCCCGAACUCCUCGAUGCGGUUAAGCCACACGCCGAAGCCGUCUCACUGGGUAGACCAGAUGAGCAGCGCAAGAUCCACGUCCGCUCCGCUACUUCCUUCCUCUACCUUUUCCUCUCCCUUGGGUCGCCGCAGAGCCCCGGCGCCGUGUACACCAUGCGAUCGACUAUCCCGAUAGGCGCGGGUUUGGGAAGCAGCGCCAGCGUGUGCGUGUGUCUGAGUGCGGCGCUGUUAACCCAGAUCCGCGCCCUGGCCGGCCCGCAUCCCGAUCAACCGUCCGACGAGGCAGAGGUGCAGAUCGAGCGCAUCAACCGCUGGUCGUUUGUGGGUGAGAUGUGCAUACACGGGAACCCCAGUGGGGUGGACAACACAGUUGCAGCAGGCGGAAAGGCAUUGCUCUACAGGAGGGGUGACCCGCCCAUGGUAACCCCAGUGCCCAACUUCCCCGAGGCGCGGUUGUUGCUUGUGAACACCAAGCAAAGCCGUUCAACUCUGACAGAAGUAGCCAAGGUGGGCAAGUUGAAGGCAGAGCACCCAUUGGUAACAGACACAAUACUCGACGCCAUUGACAAGGUCACCGAUGCUGCACACCAGCUCAUCUGCGAUCAGAAGGACAAGGGCGAGAUCCUGGAGGCCCUGGGCACACUUUUCCGCAUCAACCAUGGCCUCCUCCUCUCGCUGGGCGUGUCGCAUCCUCGACUUGAACGGAUCCGCGAGCUCGUCGGCGACCUUGGCUGGACGAAACUCACUGGUGCAGGAGGCGGUGGAUGUGCCAUUACGCUUGUCCGCCCAGACGUGAAAGAAGAGUCACUACAGGAUCUCGAGACCCAGUUAAAUGCAGAGGGAUUCGAAAAAUACGAGACCACUCUGGGCGGCGACGGCAUCGGAGUCUUAUGGCCAGCAGUCCUCCGCAACGGCACCGACGAGGAAGGCGGCGAGGAGAUUGACCAGCAGAAAUUCGAAAACGCCAUCGGGACGGACGGAAUUGACCGCCUCGUCGGUGUUGGAGGUGGCGAUGAGCGGCGUGAGGGAUGGAAGUUCUGGAAGAGGGCGUCGGCGUCGGCGUCGGCGUCGCCGUUUCCUUGA